AUGAAGGCUGUUGUUAGUACCAAGCCCUGGAUGUCUCGCAGAUCCGGGCCAGGGAACAUCAGGAACCUGGUUCAAGACGCCCAACCAAUUCAAUUAGAGGAGCUAGGCCGAUAUGAUCUUGGAGCUGUUGUCCAAGAUGUCCAGGAGAGAACGGAAUAUCGACCCCGUAUUAUUUCAAGAUUCGAAGAAGUUUUCGACGGUCAGGUCUCCCAACUGGCAUUGGCUUCGGGAAAUGCAUCAAGUGCCGCUGAAAUAUUGCGAGAAUCCGUCGAAAAGCUCCUUAAAAAAUCAAGAUCGGAUUUGGUAGACGUUGGCAAGCAAUUCGGAAUCGUCAAGUCUGAAAAUUAUUGCGCAGGUUGGGAGGAGCUAGAUGUCGAAAAGGGAUGCGGGGACAUUGUUCGCGAAGUGGAACUUCUUCGGGACGAUCUUCGUCAGCUACAGAGAAGCUGCCUCAAUAUAGAGAUCGGGAGAGGGUCUUCUCUGCUUCUUGAAAUUCAGAAAGAGAUAAACCACUAUGACGAAAAGCUGACCACUGUCGACCUCUUCCUUGACGUCGUAUCGGCAAAUCGCACUUGGACUAUCUCCGAAUGCACCUGGCAGGGAAUCGCUUUUUUAUUCAAGAAGAUCUCAGGAAACUGUUCCGAGGCCAUCCUUAAUCCAGAGGAUAACCUGAUUGAAACUCAGAUAGAUCAAACUUCGAGGCAUCCGCUUGAGUUCCUCAAAAUAUCUGAAAGGAAGGUCACAGCACAGAAGGAGCGAAUCCAGCUUCUUUGGAACAUCCUGAGAUGGACUCAGGAUAAAAUUGAAGAAGAGAACCGACUGGAUAUUUUUGAGACAGCGCUAAAGCUAGAUCUUAUGAAAGUCGACGAGCAUUGUUCUCAGUUGAAAAAGGCCCUCGCGAUCCUAGCCAUUUUUGAGAAUAUCAAUCUUCUCUUGAAGACGUUCUCGGACAAAAUCGAUAGUGUCCAAACCAAAGCCGCAACCGUUAAAUUGGAGCAGAUGGAAGAACGAGAGAAUGGUCUCAAACAUCCACAAGCACAUGCUGCUGCACAGGCGGCUCAACAGGUGGUUGCCGAAAUUUUACGGCCACAGGACCCAAACAAGGACUGGUUUGGAAUUCUCAACCCCAAAUGGACGGGUCGUCAACUUCCAGAAUAUUUUUGGGACGCAGUAGAAAAGCAGUUCCUGGAACCUCGUGCAAUCGAUGUGUACUUGGACAUGAAUGUACAAAUACAAGCUGGGUAUUUUUAA
Messenger RNA from Orbilia oligospora ATCC 24927, 1251 nucleotides. RefSeq lists its product as uncharacterized. The record is from RefSeq and is a predicted model, not a curated record. Bases 1 to 1251 code for a protein of 416 amino acids. The transcript has a single exon. Lineage: Eukaryota; Fungi; Ascomycota; Orbiliomycetes; Orbiliales; Orbiliaceae.